Messenger RNA from Humulus lupulus (European hop), 1571 nucleotides. RefSeq lists its product as uncharacterized. NCBI's taxonomy places the organism in Eukaryota, Viridiplantae, Streptophyta, Magnoliopsida, Rosales, Cannabaceae. Bases 703 to 1467 code for a protein of 254 amino acids. The record is from RefSeq and is a predicted model, not a curated record. Gene Ontology annotation, molecular function: cysteine-type peptidase activity. The transcript is spliced from 3 exons. Gene Ontology annotation, biological process: proteolysis.
UGCAUUUCUAUCCUAAGGCCUCGACCAAAUGAGCGAGACUUCUUUGAUGCUGUAUAUCAGAGGACAGAGGGGGAUGCUCCUAGGUAUGCGAUGCUACAGAAUAUGAUCCAGCCUGCACCAGAGGAUGGAAGACCUUACGAUCCUGAGGCAGAGGCUGCUGCGGUGAAUGAGAUAGCCGUUCAGGCUGGCAUAUUUGUGGAGGAUGCCCCGACAGAGUCUGCUCCAGAUACUAGUACAGAACCUACUUCUGCUCCUGCUCCUGCUCCUGGGGCUUAUGAGGAGGUGUUGGGUGAGAUAGCCAGACUAUCAAGUGCAGUGGACGAUGUUAAGGCCACUCUAGGUAUCGUCCUUAAAAAUAAAAAAGUCAUAUUAGAGAAGCUGGCAACACUAGGUGGUAUACCUACUCCUGCACAUACUCAUGCACCCACUCCAACAGAUGAUGUAGAGUACGACAUUCUCCCCUCAUGUUACGAGCCUUCUGUUGGAGAAGCCACACCUUCUCAGCCAGUGCAGACGGUCUUAGGUACGACUAAUCCAUGAGUUUUUUUUUUUGUUUUAAAAAGAUUAGAUACUAAUUGCUCCUUUACAUGUAAGCGUACUAGACAGAGACCAGUAAGGUACGAGGACUAUACUCCAGCAGCCAAGAAACCAAAGUUCAAGGACCCAGUUACGAUCCUUCCUUUAAAGGUGUUGGAUCAAGAUAUGUUGACAACUUUUAACCGAUGGGUACUCGGUGAGAUUGAUAACAACAGACCGAGGAAGUUGGAAUGUUGUGAUGGGACCCCUGUUUGGUUCUUGAAGUUGAAGGUGGCAAAAGAAUGGUUGGCAGAAACUCAUCUCGACGCUGCGAAUUAUCUUAUACGGAGACGUCUUUUUGAGUUUCCGAAGACGUACCCCGUGAAAGCCACCGUACUUGAUUCAUCAUUUGCACAAUAUAUUCCUGCCAGAUACGAGGAAUUCAAGAAAAAUGGCAGGACUUACCAAUGGGACUCGGACAUUCUUGAUUUCCUGAAAGGAGAUGCCAAAAAGUACAAGAAGCCUUGGGGUGAUUGCAACGAGGUCUACUUCCACUGGUGCAUGGAAAAUCGGCACUGGGUCCUUUGCGAAAUAUAUUUCGCUGAUUGGAUGAUCACUGUAUUUGACUCAGAUCAUUCUAACUUUAGCCAUAAUAAGUUGUCUGAGUUGAUGGAGCCUUGGACUAGGAUGCUUCCAUCUUUACUCAACGCUUCUGGUAUGUUUAAAGGACACCCCAAGUUGAAAAUAGCUAGACCGAAGAUCACCGUUCCAAACUUUGAUUGGCGGCGCAUGUCCACUGAUAUUAUCCCACAGUCUAGAACCAGCGAAGAUUGCGGUGUAUUCGCCAUCAAACACUUGGAGUUCAUUCUUGGAGACAUUCCCUUAUCAUAUGCCAUCGAGGACAACAUUCAGUACUUCAGGGAUAAAUUAUGCAUCGACAUUUUUUUAUGAGAAUGUGUACCCUUGAUGUUAGAACAUUUAUUUUGAUUUCGAUGACACACAAUAUUAUAUUUCUCCUUAGUAUUGUAUAUAAAAAAUGUCGUUUCGAUUAACAA